Messenger RNA from Neoarthrinium moseri, 2631 nucleotides. RefSeq lists its product as uncharacterized. Bases 1 to 2631 code for a protein of 876 amino acids. NCBI's taxonomy places the organism in Eukaryota, Fungi, Ascomycota, Sordariomycetes, Amphisphaeriales, Apiosporaceae. Gene Ontology annotation, molecular function: protein dimerization activity. The record is from RefSeq and is a predicted model, not a curated record. The transcript is spliced from 4 exons.
AUGAAACCAGUUUUAGCAGACCCGACCCGCGCUUGGAAACAGGAUGGUGGCAUCAAACCAUUCCCAGUACACAAAGCCUACGAAAGCCAUCGGGCGUAUCGAAAUUCCGAGGAAUCCACGGGAUUGUCCCGUACUAUGCCAGAUAUGCCUCGGUUGCCACCCCAGGCCAUGGCAACGGCGUUUGCGCCAGCAACGGGCCAAGCGCGGUCCUCUACAUACCAAUACAAAGACUCAAACAGCAUUCAAGACGAACUCCCGGGCUCUUCUUUGAUGUUUCAGCCCCUUAGCAAAUCACCUGAACUUAGAGUUAAUCAAAAACUUGCUGAGCGCAAACGUCGUACGGAAAUGAAAGAACUCUUCGAUCAGUUGAAUGACAGUAUACCUCAAACGGCUGAGAAGCGUUCCAAGUGGGAAAUCCUCACAUGUGCCAUUGAGGAACGCCAGCGUCAACAACAACAUAUCGCGCUGUUGCAAGAACAGCUUGCGGAUAUUUUCAAAGAACAGGAGUGGCUCAAACUGGAGAUGGAAAAGCUACGUAAGGAAAAUGCGCACCUUCACUCCGAAGACACACGUUACGUGCGAGACGGAGGCUAUCCUGAUCGAGAAUCCUCGAUCAGUAUUAAAGUAAACCAACCUCCUCCGUUCUCGCGCUCUAGUUCCGGUCCAUUUUUAUAUGACAUCGAGGAAGCCGACGAAAUAUCGCCGUCGUCACGAACGCCCUACAACCCCCCUGAUGAUUUGGACUCAUGCUACAGCGAUGUCGACAGUAUUCUGUCAGCAGCACUUACUACAAGCACCGCCGAUAGCUCUGUCAUGUCGAGUGCAUUCGAAGAAUUGUAUAUCAUUAUCUCUCGCGACGAGGAACUAGAAGGUCUUUUUGCGUAUGCAAGGUCGCACGUUGAGACAGACGUUUUUCGGCGCAGACUGGCAUGGCUUAUUUUACAGCUUGGUGAGGGACUGAGAAACGAAUCUACCACGGAGAAUCAAAAUCAGACGGCGAGGUUUGUUCGCGCAAAUGCAAAGAAAAUAGCUACUCGAAUCACAGCUACUUCGACGUCCAUAAGCCAGCAUCUCAUUCAGGACCCGAGUUAUCUGGACAAGUUCCCUGAGAGUAGGCAUACGGAUGAGCAAAACGAAGAUACCGAAUCCACGGAUUCCUCGAGCUCAAGUCCGAAUGACAGUCGUGAGGUUGAGGUAUUACGUGUGUUUGUACGCUGUUCGGACGCCUUUGCCAAGCUACGCGCAGAGUUAAGAACAUGGCUGAACGUCCCAUACAAAGCUACAGCCAGGAUAGAAGAGGAGGUUAAACGGGAAGAUCAGGAGGAGAAGGGGGUUCAGGGAGCCCCACGUAGUGAGUUUCAGUCACUAUUUGAGCAGGGUGGCGAUUAUGUUGAGGAGUGGGUAAGCAGUAUUUAUGUGGAAUCAACUGCUUAUCGUAGCAAGCAGGGAACACCCAAGGGAGAUCUUGAACAUGGGAAACUUGAGCUGAUGAAUCUAGCUCUAAGAUCGGGGCCAGUUUCGAGGGUAUCCCUGAAUGAGCCCGAGUCCUGCGAUGUAUCUCAAGAUCCAACGACAGAGUUAACGCCGACUUCAACUGCAGAACAAGAGAGCCCCUUUCCGGCUCUUGAGAGACUUGCUUAUUGGAUGCAGACGAGCUUGAACUUGGUCACUUCCAUAUUGCGCUCACCUAUUCCCGAAGGGCAUUCUCGCGUGUCUUGGAAAUGCCUAUGCGGGGAUUCUAUGAGUAUAGAUGUACAAGCCGAGAAGUUGAAUGCAGCUCUGAAGUUUGCACAUCAAAUGGCCGGUGCAACAAAUGGAGAGACUAUAAGAGUAUACUCAUCACAGUCAUCUCUUGGUUCGAAUACAACAACAAACUCGAACUCUUCCCAGGAUAUUGAGAGAUCAAUUUCCUCUUCGUCGACUCCUCCAGAUCCAGAAGCUAUUGAGUUGGAUAACCGAACAUCCAGUGCACCCGGCGAGCACGUCAACCGAUAUCUACUGUUUUGUGCGGACAGCGGAUCAACUCUUCAAGCGAUGGAGCACAUUGAUUUGACAGCGAAGUUGGAAGACGGUGAACUUUGGGAUGAGUGCAGGACAGCCUACCAGCGUAUCCGGAACCGGAAUGACUUCGGUUGGAGGAACUGGAUCCAGGAACGCUUUUUCCAAUUGCGGCAGUUGAAGCUAUCGGGAACUUCGGCCUGUAUUAUCGACCCUGACUCUGUGCCGCCAUUGGAGGAGCUGAAGCAUGGGAAUUACUGCUUCUCGGCUCUUGACCUAGCCUCUUCUAGCGACCGGUCAUACCAGGCCAAGUUCUUCAUGCACUGCUUUCUUAAGGCUGGCGAUCAUACAUCCAACGGCAGUUCUAUCGCCGCACUCCCCAAGAAGCUCAGGGAAGAACUUCGAGUGCUCAGAGAUGGGAGUAGUAAUGUGGCAUGGGGAAUAUAUAUCGAAAAUGAUACGGAUCUAGGGCUGCUGGCUGUCAUCAUGGUAGCUUGCCUCUUGAUGACGACAUUUAUUACCUGUAUUUGGUGCGGUCUCAUGAAUGACGUCCAAGGAGGGACGGGAAUCGGGCAGUAUAUUUUGGGGGCGGCCAGCAUUAUUUAUGCGCUAAGUCUAGGGACCAGGAGGUAG